CAGGAUGAAGGAGACAGUGAAGAUUCAUGUUUGAGUGAGACUAGAUAUCAACUCUGACAACAAACUGCAUCUGAUGAAAAGGUCGCUGAAAUAAUCGACUUCGUCAAAUUGCAGUAUGGCAAUACAGGACAGCUGAAAUGUGCUGUUUGGACGCCAGGAACAGAGCAGGUAGUCAAAACGGAUUAUUUUACGGUGUUUUCUUUUUCCUACGAAGAAACGAGACAUUGAAUUUCGAGGACUGGCAUAUGUAGCCUAUGAAAUGGUUUUGUUCAUUCAGCAAACGAAGGACGGGAUUAUUAAAACUUUAGAUUUAUUGCAGUGUGCCACAACAAAUAUCGCGUGUGUUUGAUAGCCUACUUGACAUCGGUUUAGACCGACUCAGGGAGAAUUUGUUCCCCCAUACUCAGUGACAUUUUCUUAUUAUAAUACAUCCGAGCUUAUGAGUGCAGUUUUUAGCCCAUCGUUCAUGAUGAUGCAACGUCCAGUGGGAAGCACCACGGCCUUCAGCAUCGACUCUCUAAUCGGAGGUCCCCCGCAGCCAAGCCCAGGACAUUUUGUUUACACUGGCUACCCGAUGUUCAUGCCGUAUAGGUCAGUAGUGCUCCCACCACCACCCCCUCCACCGCCAUCUCUUUCUCAAUCUGCUCUCCAGCAGAGUCUGUCCUCCACACACCCGCACCAUCAGAUCCCCGGGUUACCCAGCAGCUUCUGCUCCAGCCUGGCACAGGGCAUGGCUCUGACAUCCACGCUCAUGGCCUCGCUGCCCGGCGGAUUCUCCGCGUCCCAUCAACAGCAGGAGGCGGUGAGGAAGUUCGCUCCCCAGUCCCUUCAUGCUGCCUUUGAAAAAACUCAGGAAAUGCGUUUGGACGUAGAUGAUGGGAAAAGCUUCCUGGGAAAGGAAUCCGCUCUCUCGUCAUUCCACGAUACAGAGUCUCUGCAGUCUGUCACAGCCCGAAAUCACAGUAAAGAUGAUGGCAAAGAGGACGAGUGUAACCGCAAAGAGGACAGUUAUACCAUGGACAGUGAUCUAGACUACAGCUCAGACGAUAACGCCAGUGGCAGUGCCAUGUGCCAGAAAGAUGAUGGAGAUGCGAGCGCUGGACUGGACGACGGUGGCCAUGGACCGAGCGGAAGUGGGAGCACUACUUCUACUGGGAAGAACCGACGACGAAGGACGGCCUUCACGAGUGAGCAACUGUUAGAACUGGAGAAGGAAUUUCAUUGUAAGAAGUACCUCUCUCUCACAGAACGCUCUCAGAUUGCGCACGCUUUAAAGCUCAGCGAGGUUCAGGUCAAAAUCUGGUUCCAGAACCGACGAGCCAAAUGGAAGCGAGUAAAAGCGGGAAACGUUAACUCAAAAAACGGAGAACCUUCCAGAAAUCCCAAAAUUGUGGUACCCAUCCCUGUGCACGUCAGCCGUUUUGCAAUACGAAGUCAGCACCAGCAGUUAGAGCAAGCGAGGCCUUGAUUUCACACGGGAUGCGGAGGACCAAAUAUUGAUAUAAGUUUAACUAAAUUAACAACUAUAGAGUACAAAGAAUAUGUAUGAAAACAAUGUUGGACUUCAAAUUAUUUCUACAGGCCUAUGUUUAUACCCGUGAGACAGACAUGUGGGCAGUAAAAUGAUGUGGAAUAAUUCUCCCUUAGGCCUGCCUGACUGAGACUUGGUAGAGGUACUACACAAUUAAGGUGUGUGAGCCGACUGAAAGGAAUCGGCUCCGGUGUUUGAUGAAAAUAUUUUGGGAAAGACUAAACUAUUUGGACCAAAAUAAUGGAUGCCAGGAGGCACUGUACAUUCCCAACAAAAAUAAUAGGCUAAACAUGGAUACUACUAUGGUUUUUUAGUUGUGUGCAGAGGCAGAAUUGUCUUGUUAAUGUAUUUUUGCAGACAUACCUGAGAAAACACAGACUUAUCUCAGCACUUUUUGUUGGUAUAGCACUGUAAAAAGAUUAAGAAAAAUUCCACACUCUACCCCAGACAUUCAGAUGUUCCCGCUGCAUAAAUACCAAUUAUGUGUUUUCAUUUACUUGAUAUUCACUAACUCUUAAAAAUUGAUUAUUGUUGCUUGAUUUUUUUUAAAACGUUUAUGAUUGUAUUUUUCCACACGUUAUAAAGCACGCUGCUAAUUUAUUUAAUAUUGUGUAAAAUGUUGCUAACAUUUCAUGAAUUAUUGACGCAAGACUUUUGUGUGGAUUAAAACUGGACCCCAUGAAG
This is a messenger RNA of Clupea harengus (Atlantic herring), 2215 nucleotides long. It is a transcript of the gene gbx2, whose product is annotated as gastrulation brain homeobox 2. The record is from RefSeq and is a predicted model, not a curated record. NCBI's taxonomy places the organism in Eukaryota, Metazoa, Chordata, Actinopteri, Clupeiformes, Clupeidae. Gene Ontology annotation, molecular function: DNA-binding transcription factor activity, RNA polymerase II-specific; RNA polymerase II transcription regulatory region sequence-specific DNA binding. Gene Ontology annotation, biological process: regulation of nervous system development; regulation of transcription by RNA polymerase II. Gene Ontology annotation, cellular component: nucleus.